CCUCGCCGGCGGGAGCAGCGGCGGCGGAGUCGGAGGCGGCGGCGGAGUCGGGCUCGGAGGAGGCGGCGGCGGCUGCGGAGCGCCAACCCCACCCACACCCACGUCGCGGGCCCUGUCCUCACUUGUCCUCUCGCCGUCCCGCGGGAGGACGAUCCCGGGAGGAGAGCGGCCGCCCACGCCCCGAGCAUCUUUCCCCGUCGAGCCGGCGCGGGCUGAGCGGGCGGCAUGAUGCGGCUCCGAGGGUCGGCGCUGCUGCGGGACCUCCUGAGGCCGCCCGCCGCCGCCAGCGCGGCCCUGAGGCGGGCGCAGCCUCUCGCCACGUUCCGCCGGCGAGCCUGGGGCGGGGGGCCCGAGGCCGCGGGCCCCGCUGCCGCCGCGCGGCUCUGCCCGCGGUGGGGCGGGGGCGGCCGGCCGGCGGGGCCCGGCGCCCGGGGCCUGUCCAGCUCGCCCUCCGAGAUCCUGCGGGAGCUGGGCAAGGCGGGCGCGCAGCAGCCGCAGGACCCGCAGGACCCGCAGCCCGGGGCGUCGCCGCCCGCGGCCCCGCCGGCGCCCAGCCCCAAGGACGGCCCCGCGGACACGGACGCGUUCGGCCACAGCGAGGGCAAGGAGCUGGCGGCCGCCGGCGAGAGUAAAAUAAAACAGGGUCUGUUACCUAGCUUGGAAGACUUGCUGUUCUACACAAUUGCAGAAGGACAAGAGAAAAUACCUGUUCAUAAAUUUAUUACAGCACUCAAAUCUACAGGAUUGCGAACAUCUGAUCCCAGGUUGAAAGAGUGUAUGGAUAUGUUAAGAUUAACUCUUCAAACAACAUCAGAUGGUGUCAUGCUAGACAAAGAUCUUUUUAAAAAAUGUGUUCAAAGCAACAUUGUUUUGUUGACGCAAGCCUUUAGAAGAAAGUUUGUCAUUCCCGACUUUAUGUCUUUUACUUCUCAUAUCGAUGAGUUAUAUGAAAGCGCUAAAAAGCAGUCUGGAGGAAAGGUUGCAGACUAUAUUCCUCAACUAGCCAAGUUCAGUCCUGAUUUGUGGGGUGUAUCGGUUUGUACAGUAGAUGGACAGAGGCAUUCUAUUGGCGAUACCAAAGUUCCAUUUUGUCUUCAGUCCUGUGUAAAACCUUUGAAAUACGCCAUUGCAGUUAAUGACCUUGGAACAGAAUAUGUGCAUCGAUAUGUUGGGAAAGAGCCAAGUGGAUUAAGAUUCAACAAACUGUUUUUAAAUGAAGAUGAUAAGCCACAUAAUCCUAUGGUAAAUGCUGGAGCAAUUGUUGUGACUUCAUUAAUUAAGCAAGGAGUGAAUAAUGCUGAAAAAUUUGACUAUGUGAUGCAGUUUUUGAAUAAGAUGGCUGGUAAUGAAUAUGUUGGAUUCAGUAAUGCAACGUUUCAGUCUGAAAGAGAAAGUGGAGAUCGAAAUUUUGCAAUAGGAUAUUACUUAAAAGAAAAAAAGUGUUUUCCAGAAGGCACAGACAUGGUUGGUAUAUUAGACUUCUAUUUCCAGUUAUGCUCCAUUGAGGUAACGUGUGAAUCGGCUAGUGUGAUGGCUGCAACACUGGCUAAUGGCGGCUUCUGCCCAAUUACUGGUGAACGAGUACUGAGCCCAGAAGCCGUUCGAAACACACUGAGCUUGAUGCAUUCCUGUGGCAUGUAUGACUUCUCGGGGCAGUUUGCUUUCCAUGUUGGUCUUCCUGCAAAAUCUGGAGUUGCUGGGGGCAUUCUUUUAGUCGUCCCCAACGUCAUGGGCAUGAUGUGCUGGUCUCCCCCUCUGGACAAGAUGGGCAACAGUGUUAAGGGAAUUCACUUCUGUCACGAUCUUGUUUCUCUGUGUAAUUUCCAUAACUAUGAUAAUUUGAGACACUUUGCAAAAAAACUUGAUCCUCGAAGAGAAGGUGGAGAUCAAAGGCAUUCCUUGGGACCAUUGGACUGUGAAAGUCUCCAACAAGAACUUGCUUUAAAAGAGACAGUGUGGAAAAAAGUGUCACCUGAGUCCAAUGAGGACAUCUCGACAACUGUAGUGUAUAGAAUGGAGAGUCUGGGCGAGAAAAGCUAAAGCAGUGGCGCUAGUUUCAGAGUUCUUCAGUACCUUCCACACAUUGUUAGUGUUUUUACAUACUAUAAAUAUUUAUUUGAGUUUUUUCUGUUCUCAACCUUUGCUGCUGGAGCCAUAAAGCUUUUCCUCUUUUUAUUCUUUGUGUAAAGAUAAUCAAUUAAAAAGUAGAUUUUGCCAGUUUUUAAAAAGUGAUUUAUAAGUAAGUAAAGCAAAUUUGCUUUAUUUUAAAAAAUGCUUAAAAGGAUUUAAAAUUUUUCCUGGUGUAAUUAAAAAUUUAAUUAUAGAGUCAACCCCAUUUAAAAUAGUAAUAGAAAUUUGUAAUUUGUUGGUUCUAAAACCCACACAUUGAACUUACAAGUUUCAUUACAUUUUGUUCUUUUCCAGUUUUAAAAUUGACAUGAUGUCUUUAGUGGCAAUAAAAAGUAUUUCUAAGCUAAAAAGAAAACUUAAAAAGGUAAAAUAAUGAAUCCCAAAUUAUUUAAUAUAGCAGAUUAUAAAAUUAGCUUGUGUUUACACGUCAUGCCAUUUUUAGUGAUAGAUUGGCUUUAAAUUUUUAAAAAUUCAUUUAAAAUUUUAUCAAACACUUUAUAAGUCAUGUCUUUGCUUUUUUACUUUGCAACUCCUAUGUUCUGUCAGAAUUGUCAUGUACAGGAGUGUCUUAUGUUACUAAACAUUCCAGCCAAAGAAUUGCAGGUACAAGAUAGUGGCAUGCCCUCUGCUAAGAAGCUGUGGUCACCAGAAGCAGCGGUAGUGAGUGUCUUCAAGUGAAAUGUUUACCUAAACAGUUUUAUUUUCUAUUAUACACGUAGCCUUUUCUGUUAUAUUUAAAUAAAAUUGGUGAAUCUUGGUUUAACUUUUAGUAAUUUUAUUCUUAGAGUUUUACAAAUGCUAAUGAAUCUUUUAUGACAAAUUAUAGCAUCUCAUAAAGUUUGUUCUAUUGGAACUCUUUUAGAGUACUUGGGACAUUGAGUUUGAAGGUAGUGAGUAUUCUACUAAAAUACCUAUUAGAUCUGAAUCCUUUUGUUUGGUUAUAAAAAUGGAAUAUUGAGAAUCAAAACUUGUUUUUAAGAGAAGAACUAUAGGUUCUACACAGUCUGAUUUCAAAGAAUUCAAAGUGUUUAAAGUCUGUCUUGGCAAAGUGAUGAUAACAUUCUGUAGGACCUAUUCACUCUCCCUCCUUCCUCCAUGCACCUCUGUUCUCUCCACAGUUUCUCACAGCUUCCAGGUGCUUCUUGUUAAUUCAUUUUUAAACUUGUAGAUUUUGAAGGUGCCAGGGUGGGAUCUAGAAGGAGAACUUGAUAGUUUUCUUGUGUCAUGGCAUAUAUUUAUAUGUUAUGUGAAGUUUUAGAGGAUUUUGCCAAGGGCUUUAUGGUGGUUUGAAUGUUCCUCUAAUGUACAGAUGCAUAUUCUAACCGGAUGCUUCUGGUGUGGCCGUCCACAGGAGAGUAGUGUGUGUGAAGGCCUCACCUCUGCUGGACCUUGGGACAGUAUACAUUUCACCAGAGCCAUUUGUGGUUUGGGGAACUGAAUGCCUUAAUUCACAGUUUGCAAAAAAGGCGUUAUCUCCCUCCCCCCCCAUGUCCUCUAAAUUCUUACAUUUUACUAUUUUAUUUGUAGGUUAGUUUUACUUUGUAAAUGGAAAUUUAGUGUUUCAUACUGUUUUCAUAUUUGUAUAGAUUUCAAAAUGGGUAAUUUGUGGCACCUUUUUAUGUUGGUAAGGCUAAAUACACACUUACCAGCAGAGUAGGCUCUGUCCUCUGCUGUAUUUAUAGACUCUUGUUAAGGAAGGGCAUCCAGAGAUUUGUAGGAAGGCAUAAAUGGAAGACAGGGAGGGGUAUUGUGAAUAGGCCCUCCAACUUUACUUUGCAAAAAAGGGGGAAAUCUUUGCCAGAUUUAACGACAUUAUUUUAAUCCCUUCUGUGUUUUAACACCUUUUCAAAUAUAGUUCUUGAAAAGUCCCCAGUACUGUACUGUUGGAUUUAAUGUUUCAUUCCAUUACUGAUUCUUGAUAUUCAAGCACUUAAAGUCAACGUAUUUGUUUUUCUUUUCAUUCAUCAUUAACAUUUCAUUUGAAAUGUAUAUCCUUCUUGAAAUACUUUAUUUUUAGCAUAAAUGUUGUGCAUUUUAAUCUUCAUGUUUGGAUUAAAACAUUUGUGUUAUUUAGCUUUCUUUCAUUUGCUUUGUAUAUUUAAGAAUGUAUCUUUUAUUUUCUAGUAUGCUUACUUUUUGUAUUGUACAAUAAAUUUAUUUUAAGCUGA
Molecule: messenger RNA, 4298 nt
Organism: Eptesicus fuscus (big brown bat)
Lineage: Eukaryota; Metazoa; Chordata; Mammalia; Chiroptera; Vespertilionidae
Gene: GLS
Product: glutaminase
Exons: 15
Coding region: 226-2040 (604 amino acids)
Biological process (GO): L-glutamine catabolic process
Molecular function (GO): glutaminase activity; protein binding
Source: RefSeq, a predicted model, not a curated record